AUCCCUUUUCCAUCUCGUACCAAUAUAUUCAGUCUCUGUCUCACCCACACGGCGCUCUUUUAUCAGCAGACGGAGGGGAAAGAGGGCUCAAUUUUUACCUGUGUAUUAGAGAGCAAAAAUGAGUCGGGCGGCAGCAGCAGGAGCAAAGGGAAAGAAGAAGGGAGCGUCCUUCGUCAUUGAUUGCGCUAAGCCGGUGGAGGAUAAGAUCAUGGAUAUCGCCUCUCUCGAGAAGUUCCUCCAGGAGAGGAUCAAGGUUGGUGGAAAGGCCGGUGCUCUUGGUGACUCUGUUACCGUUACUCGUGAGAAGAACAAGAUCACCGUUACCUCCGACAGCAACUUCUCUAAGCGGUAUUUAAAGUACUUGACCAAAAAGUACUUGAAGAAACACAAUGUGAGGGACUGGCUUCGAGUUAUUUCUUCCAACAAAGACAGGAAUGUUUAUGAAUUGCGCUACUUUAACAUUGCCGAGAAUGAGGGAGAGGAGGAAGAGUGAAGACUCGGCUCAGUAUUUCUUCUGAUUAUCUGUUCUGUUUACUCAUUUUAGGGCCUCCGUUAUCGAUAUUAGCGGUUGGGUUUUCCUCACUUGUUCUUUGAAAUUUUGGCUACUGAUAAGUGGAUUUCUAUUUUCAAUUUUCAUGUAUUAGAUGCUAUUAAUACAAUCCGAAUUUCUUUCUA
This is a messenger RNA of Populus nigra (black poplar), 675 nucleotides long. Its product is annotated as large ribosomal subunit protein eL22z. Gene Ontology annotation, cellular component: ribosome. The transcript has 2 exons. Gene Ontology annotation, molecular function: structural constituent of ribosome; RNA binding. The record is from RefSeq and is a predicted model, not a curated record. The coding region runs from base 119 to 493 and encodes 124 amino acids. Lineage: Eukaryota; Viridiplantae; Streptophyta; Magnoliopsida; Malpighiales; Salicaceae. Gene Ontology annotation, biological process: cytoplasmic translation.